Molecule: messenger RNA, 1745 nt
Organism: Drosophila hydei
Lineage: Eukaryota; Metazoa; Arthropoda; Insecta; Diptera; Drosophilidae
Exons: 1
Coding region: 86-1282 (398 amino acids)
Biological process (GO): protein peptidyl-prolyl isomerization
Molecular function (GO): peptidyl-prolyl cis-trans isomerase activity
Source: RefSeq, a predicted model, not a curated record
AACUAUGCAUGGAGAUAGCUCUCGUAAUGUUAUUCUGUGUUUCAACUAAAUCGUUUACCUCGCAUAGCUGUCGCAAAUUGUUAAGAUGAAUUCAUUCAACACUCGCCAAUUUACCCACUCGGAGUUCGCGUUCAAUACGCUCUCGAACACAGCCCGUGAAAUGCGCGCCAAUCGCUUGGCCACCGAUCUGUUGCGCCACGAGGAGCACAUCAGUCGGAAUCUGUCCGAACGUCGUUCGCCCACCUACGGGGAGUUCAGAAAGCUGGUCCGUGACGUUCAUGGCCAGAGCAGCGUGGCGAUACAGGCACGGCAAGUCAAUGUCUAUGAGAGCUUCAAAAAUCUGCACCGCAGGCGAAUGGAUCGGAAUAUAUUGAAAAACAUCAAGUCGUCAAUAAUUACGAAACUGAGAGUCAAUAACAACACCAAUUCGUUGGACUUCAAGAGCAUGUACGGAGGACUGGCGCUGAAGCGAGAUUUAUUACGCAACAAUCUCACCCUGCUAUGCCGCAUGAACGGCAUUUAUAGGGUAAAGGGCUGUGUGGAUAGUUUCACGCAUGAGCCCCUUUUGCCCUCAGCAAAUAAUUUGAAGCUCAAGCAGGAUGCAGUUGUGCUAAUCAAUGCGAAUACUCGUUUGGGCUGCCGGCUGCUUAACGCUAAAUCCAAAGUUGAUACGUUCAAUCCCUGGCGCCCAGCCUCGACCCCUGAACAUCCACCCGUUAACAAUAAAUUAGUACAGAAAUAUAGCAGCUAUAUGCCAAUACCAUUGGACACGAUACCCAGACAGUCGCCCAUACAGCUGCUGCGUCCGAUUAUCUACUAUGAUCUGGCGGUGCGUCCGCAACAGUUCUUAGGUCGCAUUUGCAUUCAGCUCUACACAGAGGUCAGUCCGGAAGUUGUGCUGGAAUUUGUGCGCCUGGCCACCGAGAACGAUGUCCAGGCACACAAAUUCACGCGCAUCUUUUCCGACCUAUGGCUGGAGGGUCAACUGAUGCCAUCAUCGAAAGAUGCUCUCAAGGACCAUCAUGAUCACCCCUCGCCGCUGGACGCGAGCCGACGGAAGGGCGUGCUCUCCUAUUCGUGGAAUCAUCGCCAGCGUUUCCCCAACGGCCUGCUCGUCUAUACGAUUAGCUUUAAGACGCUGGCGGUGAAACCACUAAAUCGGGUUUGUUUCGGUGUUGUUAUGAAGGGCUUGCGACUGCUGGAAAUCUGUCGAGACUUUGGCACACAUCGUGGCACACCCAAGAAGCGCCUCGAGAUAGUCAAAUGCGGAUUGCUCACCUGACUUCAGAGCGGGGCGUUCGAGCUUUUAUCAGGGUUUCCUGCACCAAAUUUUACUCCAAAAACAUAAAAAUUAUAAAGUAUACGCCUGCAUUGCGUUAUCGAGUGGGCGUGGCCGACCACCUCUCAUGUGUGUGUGUGUGGGCGCGAAAAUGUUUCAGAGAUAAGCGCGCCAGGCAUUUUACUGUCACUGCGACGCAAAAGCAGCCACAAAACAAAAAAAAAAUAAGCGCGCAACACGAUUUGCACUUUCGCACGGCUGCAGGAGGCGCAGGCGGGCAUAAACGCCUGGAGGCCAGCACAGUCAUGGUCCAAACAAUAUAAUCUAUUUCCGUGCCGGCACUCGACGUUCUUGUUUUUGUUUUUCCUUUUUUUGUGCACCAUGCAGAUAAUGCAGCAAGGACAAUGCCACACCGACAACACACAAACGGACGACCAACAAAAAAAAAAAAAAAUAAAAAAAUUGC